CAUAACAAACGUAUAAUAUAGUUCUUACCUAACGAGGAAGUUGGUUUGUCUGUCAGACGGUAUGCUAUCCUGAGGAGACAGUGUUUUCCAACGUUAGUUAGUUAGAGGAUUGGAGGCCAGGGACAGAGAGAGAACACUAAGCUACUUACCAAGGGCUUUGACCACGCCACAGUAUUACCCUCAGGUACAGACCAGGGCCACGUCCCAAAUGGCACCAUAUCCCCUUUAAAGUGCACUUCUUAUGUCCAGAACCUGAUGGCCUGGUAAAAAGUAGUGCACUAGAAAGAGAAUAUAGUUCCAUUUGGGACAAAGUCCAAAGUAUUAGGACUGGAUAGAAGCUGUCCCUAAUCACUGGUCCAAGGUCAGAUUGUUUCACAUUCACUAAUGGUAAAUGUUAUUAUUGGUGGUAAGGUUAUCUGAUCCUAGAUCUGUUGUUAAUAAGGGCUGUAUUACUUGUUCAGGCUAUAGGUCAGCUAGCCACUGGACGGUCUGAGAGCAGAAAUAGUUCACGUAUUUAAUAUGAACUUAAAGCUAAAAUUCCAUGGCAGAAUGUUAAUAAAUGAUACAAUAAUAUAAUAACUGCUAUUAUUUCCAUAACCCAUUCAUGACCACAGCUUGCCUUUGGACAAAAAAGGAAACAAAUAUGUUCAGUGCUGAAUUCCUUUAUUUGUCUUUUACAGGGUUUGACAAUUGAAACUUAUUCCAAAUUUCUUAAUGGUGAACACAUUCACUAAGUACAGCUACCAGGAAUUAUACACACAGUCCAGUUCUCCUGAUGUACACACGGGAGGAGAGAGGAGAAAGAAGUGAACAGAAGCGAGGAGAUGGAGAGGAGAAGAGCAGAGUUCAGCAUCUCUACCACAGGUGGACUGUAUGAAGUCUGAAGAUCAUUAGAUCAAUGAGAUGUGUCGGUUAGUGAUGAUGUCGUGACUUGAUGUGAUACUUUAGCAUUGACCUCAAUUGUCAAAACCAUAAAAAGGGAGAUUUUAAGUAUCUCUUUUAAUAACCAUCUGGAGAUGUAAAAAUGUAUAUCUCAAAUGAGGUGAAGACCGGUCGUACCACAGAAUGUCUACAUGAACAAGCCUGUCUGAGGCACACGGCAUGUACAGAGUGUCUACAUGAACAAGCCUGUCUGAGGCACACAGCAUGUACAGAAUGUCUACAUGAACAAGCCUGUCUGAGGCACACAGCAUGUACAGAGUGUCUACAUGAACAAGCCUGUCUGAGGCACACAGCAUGUACAGAGUGUCUACAUGAACAAGCCUGUCUGAGGCACACGGCAUGUACAGAGUGUCUACAUGAACAAGCCUGUCUGACGCACACGGCAUGUACAGAGUGUCUACAUGAACAAGCCUGUCUGAGGCACACGGCAUGUACAGAGUGUCUACAUGAACAAGCCUGUCUGAGGCACACGGCAUGUACAGAGUGUCUACAUGAACAAGCCUGUCUGAGGCACACAGCAUGUACAGAGUGGGACACUAUAAGGGAAGGGGAGAGCGGGAAGAGUGGUCCAUCUACACUGCUUAAAGAAGGCUAAUCAUAGAAAUGGACUAAGGGUACAUACCAAAUGGCACCCUAUUCCCGAUCCCUGGUCAAAAGCUGUGCACUAUCUAGUGAAUAUGGUACCAUUUGGGAUAGUCACUAAGACUAUAGCCUUCUACUGUGUAAAUGACUACAGCUAGAUGACCUCUCUGGAGGAACAUAAACCACAUGAUGAUCAAAGAAAUGAGAA
Messenger RNA from Salmo salar (Atlantic salmon), 1732 nucleotides. RefSeq lists its product as uncharacterized. The record is from RefSeq and is a predicted model, not a curated record. Lineage: Eukaryota; Metazoa; Chordata; Actinopteri; Salmoniformes; Salmonidae.